AUGGCGAAGAAGACUUCGGGUAAGAGUGAGAAAAAAGGCGAAAACAAAGCGGCGGUCGUCGGCCUCUUUGCUCCGCCACAGAGAGCGGCGUCAGUGUCUCAACGGUCGGACUCGAAGUCAUCGAUGACCGACAAUCCGGAGGGUCUUCGGGUGGGCAGCAAAUAUGUGGUCGUGAGAUACGUCGCCGGCGGCUCUUUCGGCCGCUUUUAUUUGGGCAAAAACAUUGUGACCAACGAAGAGAUCGGCAUUAAACUGGAGAAACAGGACAUCGAGAAGAAACAGUUGCCCUUUGAGUUCCGCUUUUACAAGAUGUUGGACGCCGUCGACGGCCCGAGGAGGAAGGGUAUACCGCGGAUCUAUUUCUUCGGUCCGUGCGGUCCGGCCUGGAAUUCGCUGGUCAUGGAUCUGAUGGGCCCGAGUCUGGAGAAUAUACACGACAAGUGCGGCUCAAAGUUCUCGCUGAAGACUACGAUAUUGAUUGUGAACCAACUGUUGGACGUCUUUGAGUUCUUCCACAGCAAAGGCCUCAUCUAUAGGGACACAAAGCCGGAGAAUUUUAUGUUUGGCCGCUCGGGAACCGAUACCUACAAUGUCGUCCAUAUCCUAGACUUAGGCCUCUGUAAGGAGUAUUUGGACGACGAGGGAAAGCACAUCCCGUAUGUCGACGGCAAGGGAGUGACCGGAACCGUCCGCUAUAUGAGCAUCAAUAAUAACAGAGGCAAAGAACAGGGCCGGAGGGACGACAUGGAAGCGCUGGGCUAUAUGUUUGUCUACUUUCUUCGGGGAGAGUUGCCGUGGAUAGGA
Medioppia subpectinata is the source of this 804-nucleotide messenger RNA. NCBI's taxonomy places the organism in Eukaryota, Metazoa, Arthropoda, Arachnida, Sarcoptiformes, Oppiidae. The record is from the annotation of a GenBank genome assembly.